AUGUGUAAGAGGCAUCGACUAGUAUUGAAGCACAAUGAAAAACAACAUCGUCUCUGUUCAUAUGAAAUGAGCCAUGAGGUUGGUGAGCGAAUUCAAAUCAAAGGUGAAUUAUGUACUAUCCUAUUUAUUGGAGAGAUAGAAAAGUGGCCUUCUACAAUCUGCUAUGGAGUUGAAUGGGACAAUCCAGAUCGUGGAAAGCAUUCUGGAACAUUGGACGGUAAAGAAUAUUUCAAGACAUCUAUCCCCAAUUCUGGUUCAUUUAUUAAAGAAACUAAGAUUAAGAGAGACCUAACUCCAUCGUUAACUUUUUCUCAAGCAUUGCACCAUAAAUAUGGUUCGGUAUCCAGUGAAGAUGACAAUCUAUAUAUGGGUUCCAAGAAAAUCGAAAGUCUUGGUUUUGAAAAAUUGGAUAGCAGGAAUAAUAAUUUUAAGACAUUAGAAACUAUUUCAUUACCAAAUUGUGCAAUAACUGGAAGCAGCUCAGAUAAUACCGAUUUAGAUACAGUCCGAAAACUAUGCCCCACUAUUAAAAGGUUAGAUCUCUCAUACAAUCUAUAUGAUGAUAUUGAAUACGUUUGCAAGUUAAUUAAUUGCUUUCCACAAUUGGAAUCCUUAAACUUAUCAGGAAAUAGACUUUUAAAGGGAUGGGGAAAGAAAUAUUCCUUUUGCUUCAAAAGUGUGAAAAGUGUGUCGUUAGCUUCAUGUAAUCUCCACACCAAAAUCAUGAGCUCAGUAUUCACUAUAUUCCCGAAUAUCGAGUCUAUUGAUCUUAGCAGAAACAUGCUGCAGGAUAUUGAUACUGCGGAGUGGUCACCGCCUAUUACAUUGAAGGAGAUGAAUAUAUCUGAAAAUGAAAUAACUGCUCUUCCAACUAAUUUUUGUACAUGGAAUAUACAAAGGUUAGAUAUAUCAAGAAAUGAAAUUAGUGAACGUUUAACAAUUUCUUCUAAUUGCUUGAAAGCCUUAGAUAUAUCACAUAAUAUGAUUGAAAGCUAUGAAUUGUUCGAUUAUCUGAAUACUUCGCUACCUGCACUUCAAUCUCUGCGAGUUGAUGAUAAUCCCUUGUUUUCAUCCGAAGAAAAGACUGAAAAUGAACAACUGUAUGAAAUAUUAGCCAGAUUUGAAAACUUAACUGUAGUUAAUGGUUCAAUUUUUAAUGACGAUGAUCGGAAAGAGGCAGAACUCUAUUUUAUUUCGAAGAUUCUGAAAGGUAAAAUUCCAUACAACACCACUUUGCGGAGAUGGAUAUGUUUAACCCGGAAUUACAAAAUCCAAACCCAGCCAAAAACGACUUUUGAAGAUUCGGCUUGGAUUUUUCCAAAUAUCUUGACAAUCAAAAUAGAUACUGAAGGGAUCAAGAAUCCAAUCUCUCUAUCAGUUCUUCCUAAUUAUACAAUUAGGUAUUUGAAAGGGCUGAUUAAAAGAAAACUAAACUUAGGAAUCUGUAUUUUAAAACUUUAUUAUGCUAUUUCCUCUGAUCUUAGAGAAGAAAUUAUUACAGAUUUUAGCACUAUUGAUACUCUUGGUAUAAAAAGUGGUAAUACGAUCUAUAUGACAAUUUUAAAGAAUGAAAACAAAUAA
This is a messenger RNA of Naumovozyma castellii, 1581 nucleotides long. It is a transcript of the gene PAC2, whose product is annotated as Pac2p. The record is from RefSeq and is a predicted model, not a curated record. NCBI's taxonomy places the organism in Eukaryota, Fungi, Ascomycota, Saccharomycetes, Saccharomycetales, Saccharomycetaceae. Bases 1 to 1581 code for a protein of 526 amino acids. The transcript has a single exon.